This is a messenger RNA of Oryza sativa Japonica Group (Japanese rice), 2091 nucleotides long. Lineage: Eukaryota; Viridiplantae; Streptophyta; Magnoliopsida; Poales; Poaceae. The record is from RefSeq and is a predicted model, not a curated record.
ACAUCCUCCGCCACAGCCGAAUCCCCAUCCAUCGCGCGAGCGAACGAGCAGGGUCGCCGUCGCUCGUCCUGCUGCUUCCGCCGCUUCCGUCCUCUUUCCCAUCUCUCUCUCUCUCUCUCUACCCACGCCCUUUUUGUCGAAUUUGCGUUAACCCUAGCUUCUGUUCUAGAAAUUUGCCUUAAACUCAAUACUAAUAACUGUUUGAUGGUUCCCCAAAAAGUUUGGGGGUUCAACUGAACCACCAUGUCCUAUGUUAGAUCCGCCUGAAUUUUCGGGAGAAGCUUACUUGAUUGAGAGAUGUCACUUGGCUAUGCCGAGAAGCUAUCCUACCGAGAGGAUGUGGGAAAUGUCGGCAUGCCUGAGAUCUUCGACUCUCCUGAACUCCUCCACAAGAAGAUAGAAGAGCUUGCAGUCAUGGUGCGAGAGAGUAAGCAUUUGGUGGUGUUUACUGGAGCAGGCAUAUCAACUUCAUCAGGCAUACCUGACUUCCGAGGGCCCAAAGGCGUGUGGACACUGCAGGUGGUACUGCUGUUUGUGCAGCUAUAUCUCACAAUAGGAAAAGGUGUUCCUGGUGCAUCACUGCCGUUUCACCGAGCUGUUCCAACCUUGACUCAUAUGGCACUGGUUGAAUUGGAAAAAACAGGACGAUUAAAGUUUGUCAUAAGCCAGAAUGUUGAUAGCUUACAUCUCCGCUCUGGCCUCCCAAGGGAGAAGCUGGCUGAAUUGCAUGGAAAUUCUUUCAAGGAGAUCUGCCCAAGCUGUAAAAAGGAGUACCUUCGUGAUUUUGAAAUUGAGACGAUAGGACUGAAGGAUACUCCAAGGCGUUGUUCUGAUAAGAACUGUGGAGCUAGAUUAAAAGACACAGUUCUUGAUUGGGAGGAUGCUUUACCCCCUGAGGAGAUGGAUGCUGCCAAGGAGCAGUGUCAAAAAGCUGAUCUUGUCCUAUGUUUAGGAACUAGUCUGCAGAUUACUCCUGCUUGUAAUAUGCCUCUGUUGUCACUGAAGAAUGGGGGGAGGGUGGCUAUUGUAAAUCUUCAGGCAACUCCGAAGGAUAAAAAGGCAAGCCUUGUCAUUCAUGGACUUGUGGAUAAGGUCAUUGCUGGGGUUAUGUAUAUGAUGAAUCUGCGUAUCCCUCCAUAUAUUCGUACUGACUUUGUUCAAAUUAGUCUCCGGAACUCGGUCAAAAAAAAAUGCGUGAGAUGGACUCUCCGAGUAACAAGCAUUCAUGGCUUGCGAGCACCUUUGCCAUUUCUUCGAUCAGUUGAGGUUUCCUUUCCUGAAAGACCUGACAUGAAGCCUGUAGUACUAAAGGAGCAACCAUUUUCUUUGCAGAGAGAAACAUCAAUGAAUAGACCGUUUGUCAUGCUAUUGACAUUCAACUUUAGUGAUGGUUGCGGCUGUUCGAGCUCUUCCAUUGAAUGGCCUGUUGAUUUUCUGAAGCAAAAAGACAGCUUUGUCAGGGAUAGAAGUCUAGUCCUGCAAGAGUUGCAACAUGCUGCAGAGCAUCGAUCACGUGCAGGGCAGCAUGCAAUUCUGGAGAGGGAGGGUGUGCCAAGAGCUGAAACGUCAAUUCAUGCACUUGUGACCAACAUCGUCAGGUAUGAUACUGAAGAUAGCAAGGCGGCAGUUCCCAUGGCUACAUGGAUGAACAGCAACGGCAGCCUUUCGAAACGGCAUAUGGAUGCCAUUGGUUGCAACCCAGCAUCGUCAAAAAAGCAGAAGUUGGUUGCUACUCGUCAUCGGCGAAAGGGCUUGAACCCUGCUACUCAGAAAGUUUGAUGGCUGUUUGUUCUAGUUGUCAGACUAGAGUUAGGAUAGAUGCAUGAGAUGUUCACAGUAGCUAGAGUAAGGUGUUAACAACUUCUAGUGCAUGUGAAAGCUGGUAGAAUUUUAACUUGACAAGCCCAACGUAAUUCAGCAACCAUCUCAAAAGAAACUGGUUGUGGGGCUUGAUGGUAUGUUUUGUAAAGCUCGGGAAGAUGAACAAACCUCUAAAUCAUUAAGGAUGAUCUGAGGAACUGGAGGUAAAGUGAACCGUACAAAGAAAAUAAAUGGAAGGCGAGACAAUUUUUUAUUGCUGCAGAGAAAGUU